AAUUUGUGUGUGAUUGCAGGUUGGCUCAGUUUUGAAUAGUUUAAAAUUUAGUAUAUUGGAUGCUACAAUCAUGUUGGCCCGAAAGAUUUCUACAAUCUCAGGUCGACAAGAACCGUUUGCAAAAGCAUAUAAAAUUGGAGAAUUACUGGGGAAAGGUGGAUUUGGAACAGUUUAUUGUGGAACUCGACUGCGAGAUAACGUGUCGGUUGCCAUCAAACAUGUACUUAAAGAAAAAGUUACAGACUGGGGACAGGUAAAUGACCACCGUGUGCCUAUUGAAAUAUCCUUGCUACAAAAAGUGAGCAGCCUGCAGGGAGUGAUUCGUCUGCUGGAUUGGUUCGAGCGUUCCGAUUCGUUCAUCAUUGUCAUGGAGAGACCCGACUCCGUGCAAGACUUGUUCGAUUUCAUUACUGAACGGGGGGUUCUCGACGAAAAUAUCUCUCAAUUCUUCUUUCGACAGAUCGUGGAAACUGUCAUAGCGUGCCAUAAGCUGAAAGUUAUUCAUCGUGAUAUCAAGGAUGAAAAUAUUUUAGUGGACCUCAAGACUUUUUCUUUAAAGUUGAUUGACUUUGGAUCCGGGGCACACCUGAAAGAAUCGGUUUACACAGACUUUGAUGGUACACGUGUUUAUAGUCCACCUGAGUGGAUCCGCACCAGCCGCUACUAUGGGUCCAGUGCAACGGUGUGGUCGUUGGGGAUCUUACUGUAUGACAUGGUCUGUGGAGACAUCCCUUUCCAGCAAGACGAACAGAUUUUACACGCAAGAGUUUCUUUCGGAAGGAGGCUGUCACCAG
Molecule: messenger RNA, 794 nt
Organism: Limulus polyphemus (Atlantic horseshoe crab)
Lineage: Eukaryota; Metazoa; Arthropoda; Merostomata; Xiphosura; Limulidae
Product: serine/threonine-protein kinase pim-3-like
Exons: 5
Biological process (GO): protein autophosphorylation; negative regulation of apoptotic process
Cellular component (GO): cytoplasm
Molecular function (GO): protein serine/threonine kinase activity; ATP binding
Source: RefSeq, a predicted model, not a curated record